CUUUCUUCUACUAAGCGGAAGUAUAACGAAUUUGAUGUAAGAGCGGCAAAUCGAGCUGCUUUGGGACAAAUCCCAAGCGUUUUUCAACCGCACAAGCAACCAAAAAGCGGUAGCUCUACAGAUUCGUCCUCAUGACGCAAUGUAUGUGGCCUACCAAACUCGUCCCCACAGCUUCUACUCCUCUUUUUAAGACCUGUGCUCUGAAUAAAUGGGGCUUCACUCGGCUGAGGUGGUUUUCUCUCUGCUGACCAAGCAAGCCGCCCCGCUUCCAAAAUGGUGAUAGGACGCAAACAAGGUACACUUACUUUUUCAUUCAUAGCGAUCAUCUUCUCAGUAACCUUGUCAGACAAAUGUCAAUCAUGUUUGUACUGUAUCUUUUGGGUUUACUCGCAAUCCUUUGCAAAGCAUCUUCGCCAGAUUUUCCACCGCAGAUGUCUAGAAAAAGAAACAGUCCACCGUUAGAUAUUGAUUUGAAUAUGCCACCUGCAAUCGAGUCGUCACAUGCUUCUAUGUCUACCAAUCGUCCAAAGACUGUUAUGGAAGGAGCCGAAGGUACUUCCCAAAGGAAGAAAAAAUUCAGGUCACCACAAGCCAUUGUUAGCAAGCUGGAACGAGAUCGAGAAUAUAGAGCAAGAUUCAGCAAAAAGAAAGUCAAUGAGGUACUCCCAUCGCUGAACGAGCAACAGAAAAACAAGCUUCUCGCCCUCGCUGAGAAAAAACGAAUGCAAGCUAGAGUUCGUCAACAAAAGCAAAGAGAUUUACGAAAAGAGCGUAUAAAGAAUGGCCAUUCAACCGAAAGAGAUGCUGUCAAUAUGGAAAAAGAUAGGACUCGCAAGAGGAUGGAGAGAUCAGCGCCUUCAAGUUCUGAGACUCAAAAUUCGAAAAGCACAAACAUUUAA
This is a messenger RNA of Meira miltonrushii, 899 nucleotides long. RefSeq lists its product as uncharacterized. Bases 351 to 899 code for a protein of 182 amino acids. The record is from RefSeq and is a predicted model, not a curated record. NCBI's taxonomy places the organism in Eukaryota, Fungi, Basidiomycota, Exobasidiomycetes, Exobasidiales, Brachybasidiaceae. The transcript has 4 exons.